GACAGCCACUACAUAUAGAAUUGCCACUAGGCCUGUCUGCUGUUCAAGCCUCCUCAUCCUCUCUCUCUCUCUCUCUCUCUCUCUCUCUCUCUCUGCUUUUUUAUUUUUUUCUGGAUCAACCAUGGUUCUCUCAAAGACGGCAUCGGAAUCCGACGUCUCCGUCCACUCCACCUUCGCUUCUCGAUAUGUCCGAGCUUCGCUUCCCAGGUUCAAGAUGUCGGAGAAUUCAAUACCGAAGGAGGCGGCGUACCAGAUAAUAAACGACGAGUUGAUGCUGGACGGGAAUCCGCGGCUGAACCUGGCGUCGUUCGUCACCACAUGGAUGGAACCAGAGUGCGACAAGCUCAUCAUGGCGGCCAUUAACAAGAACUAUGUGGACAUGGACGAGUACCCCGUCACAACCGAAUUGCAGAAUCGGUGCGUAAAUAUGAUAGCGCAUCUAUUCAAUGCGCCGCUGGGGGACUCAGAAACUGCAGUAGGGGUGGGAACAGUGGGCUCAUCUGAGGCCAUUAUGCUGGCGGGUUUAGCCUUCAAGAGGAAGUGGCAGAACAAACGCAAAGCAGAGGGGAAGUCCACCGACAAGCCCAACAUCGUCACCGGUGCCAAUGUUCAGGUAUGCUGGGAGAAAUUCGCAAGGUAUUUUGAGGUGGAGCUGAAGGAGGUGAAGCUGAGGGAUGGGUAUUACGUAAUGGACCCUGCGAAGGCUGUGGAGAUGGUCGACGAGAACACCAUCUGCGUGGCUGCCAUCUUGGGAUCCACCCUUAAUGGCGAAUUCGAAGAUGUUAAACUCCUGAACGAUCUUCUCAUAGAGAAAAACAAACAAACUGGAUGGGAGACACCAAUCCACGUGGACGCAGCCAGCGGGGGAUUCAUAGCGCCGUUCCUGUACCCAGAGCUGGAAUGGGAUUUUAGGCUGCCGCUGGUCAAGAGCAUCAACGUCAGCGGCCACAAGUACGGGCUGGUCUACGCCGGCAUCGGAUGGGUCAUCUGGCGCAGCAAAGACGACUUGCCUGACGAACUCAUCUUCCACAUCAAUUAUCUUGGUGCUGAUCAACCCACCUUCACCCUCAACUUCUCCAAAGGGUCUAGCCAAGUUAUCGCUCAGUACUAUCAACUAAUCCGCUUGGGUUAUGAGGGAUACAAGAACAUAAUGGAGAACUGUCAAGAGAACGCAUUGGUGCUGAAGCAAGGAGUGGAGAAGACAGGACGUUUCAACAUCGUGUCAAAGGACAACGGCGUCCCUCUGGUGGCAUUCUCCCUCAAAGACAACAGCAGCCACACCGAGUUCGAGAUCUCCGAGAUGCUGCGCCGCUUCGGGUGGAUCGUGCCGGCGUACACCAUGCCUCCCGACGCCGAGCACGUCACCGUCCUCCGCGUCGUCAUCAGAGAAGACUUCUCCCGCACCCUGGCUGAGCGCCUCGUCAUCGACAUCGAGAAAGUCCUGCACGAUCUCGACACCCUCCCCGCCCGCAUCAUGGCCAAGACGUCUGCGGAUUCCGCCGAAGUCCAGACGGAGGAAAACGGCGUCGUCGUGACCACCAAGAAGACAGCUCUCCAGACGCAGCUGGAGGUCAUGGCCGCUUGGAAGAAGCUUGUCUCGGACAGGAAGAAGACCAAUGGUGUUUGCUAGAUAUAUCAUAUAUAUCAAAGGUCUAUAAAUACUUACAGUGCAUUCUAAUUAGUUUCUUGGUGCUUAAUUAAUCGUUUUCUGGUUUAAUGAGUUGGCAAUAGAGAUACAUUUUCAUUUUAAUAAAAUUAAGGGAAUGAGCAUUGUAUGUA
Malania oleifera is the source of this 1779-nucleotide messenger RNA. Its product is annotated as glutamate decarboxylase 1. The transcript is spliced from 7 exons. Gene Ontology annotation, cellular component: cytosol. Gene Ontology annotation, biological process: L-glutamate catabolic process. The record is from RefSeq and is a predicted model, not a curated record. The coding region runs from base 122 to 1630 and encodes 502 amino acids. NCBI's taxonomy places the organism in Eukaryota, Viridiplantae, Streptophyta, Magnoliopsida, Santalales, Ximeniaceae. Gene Ontology annotation, molecular function: glutamate decarboxylase activity; pyridoxal phosphate binding.